AUGGGCUGCAUUUGUUCUAGAGGGAUUGAAACAGAUGAGAUUGUUGAAGGUAUAAAGAAGUGCUCAAGCAGAUCCCUCUCACGGCUAGUUACUCCUUUGAGGAAGGAUGUUUCAGCUAUAUUGUUUGAUGCUGAUGCUGCCACUAGAAGCUGCGGGAGUGGUAAAAGGCCUGCAACAAAAUCACAAGAGAAUGUGGUUGCUCCCAUUCCUGUGCAGACAGAUGAAGGAGAUAGGGGUUCUUUGGCUCCUGUUGAUAGGAAUCAGAACUUGGCCGGGCACCAUAGGAGGGCUACAGUGGAUUUUAGGGUGCAUGGGGCAGAUACUGAUCCGAAGAUGGGUGACUUUGGAUUGGCUAUGGAAAAUUUUAGUGUGCCCGAUGGGUUCUCUGGUGAGCAUGUGGCUGCAGGUUGGCCUGCAUGGCUUACGAAUGUUGCACCAGAAGCAGUGAAUGGCUGGCUCCCUCGCAGAGCUGAGUCGUUUGAGAAAUUAGACAAGAUUGGACAAGGAACAUACAGCAGCGUGUACAAAGCCCGUGACCUUGAGACUGGUAAAAUUGUUGCACUCAAGAAAGUGAGGUUUGUUAACAUGGAUUCUGAAAGUGUCCGUUUCAUGGCAAGGGAAAUUCAAAUUCUGCGGAGACUCAAUCAUCAAAAUAUUGUGAAGCUUGAAGCAAUAGUUACAUCAAGAUUGUCAUGCAAUUUGUAUCUUGUAUUUGAAUAUAUGGAUCAUGAUCUUGCAGGACUUGUUGCAACACCUGGAAUCAAGUUCACCGAGCCGCAGGUUAAGUGCUUUAUGCAACAAUUACUUCGUGGCCUCGAACAUUGCCAUAAACGCAAAAUUUUACAUCGCGACAUCAAGGGAUCUAACCUUCUGGUUGACAGCAAUGGAAUCCUCAGAAUAGCAGACUUUGGCCUGGCUACGAUUUUCGAUCCUGAUCAGAACCAGUCCUUAACAAGUCGUGUGGUGACUCUAUGGUACCGGCCUCCUGAGCUUUUGCUUGGUGCUACUGAAUAUGGUGUUGCUGUUGAUUUAUGGAGUGCUGGUUGCAUCCUUGCAGAAUUGCUUGCUGGGAAACCUAUCCUGCCAGGAAGAACAGAGGUUGAACAACUACAUAAAAUCUUCAAACUUUGUGGAUCCCCACCAGAAGACUUCUGGAAAAAAUCUAAGUUGUCGCAGUCUACUAUUUUUAAACCUCAUCACCCCUACCCUCGGCGUAUUGCAGAGACAUUCAGGGAGUUUCCUCCUUCAACAUUGUCUCUUCUUGAUACCCUUCUCGCAAUUCAACCAGAGGAUCGAGGAACAGCAUCUUUGGCUCUGCACAGGGAAUUUUUCUCGACUAAACCUCUUGCCUGCGAUCCUUCUAGCUUGCCUAAAUAUCCUCCAAGUAAGGAAUAUGAUGUUAAGCUUCGAGAUGUGGAAGCAAGGAGGCAAAAAGCUGCAGCUCUUAAAGGCAAGCCAUUUGAUUCUGGAAGGAAAGGCCCAUUGGAUAAUAAACCUAUGACCGGGCAAGAAGCCAACGGAGACCUAUUCCAAUUGCUGCAGAAGUGGCGUGAGCAAUCAAAUACCAAAAGUACGAGUGAGAAGUACAGUCCUUUAGAAGAAGUUGGUUCAGGGUUCCCCAUUGAUCCUCCCAGAGGAGCUCCACAUGGCUUGUCUCAUUCCAACACUACAUUGCACCCCAGUGCAUUUGGGAAGAACGAUGAUAUCAGGACGAUUCCUAACCAAGCAUCUAGUACUAUGUGGGCACCCAACGUUCCACGAUUACGAUCUCAGAGAUCAUAUAUGCCUCAGAAUAGUGGUGGCAUGGACUUUGCCAAUUCAAAGAGCAAUAUGAGCUCCACGUAUAAUAGGCUUGAUGUUGCUGAGUCAUCUGAGAAGCAGCAUGUACUAGAUAGACCUUCUUCUACCUAUAGGGGAGAUGACAAGGUUGGAGCCAAGGAAGCUGUCAUGAGUUACGGUGGAAAAAACAAAAGAAUUCACUACUCAGGGCCAUUAAUGCCCCCAGGUGGUAACAUAGAAGAACUGCUUAAAGAGCAUGAGAGGCAAAUCCAGCAGGCUGUGCGCAAAGCUCGUUUAGACAAGAACGAAUCACUGAAGGUCUGUUUAAACAAAGUCAGAGCACUAGAAUUUACCUUCAAAACGCAUGGGCCUCAGAUAAUUCCUUCAAAUUCAUCAGAUUGGCUAAAGAAAUCUGUAAUUAGGUUAAUUCCAUCAGAUGGGUUGGCUCUUGGCCUUUUGUUAAUAUUUGGGAAUCUGGGGAGCAAUUCUUCUACGUCGGGUGGUUAG
This is a messenger RNA of Dendrobium catenatum, 2286 nucleotides long. RefSeq names its product probable serine/threonine-protein kinase At1g54610. Gene Ontology annotation, molecular function: cyclin-dependent protein serine/threonine kinase activity; RNA polymerase II CTD heptapeptide repeat kinase activity; ATP binding. The coding region runs from base 1 to 2286 and encodes 761 amino acids. Gene Ontology annotation, cellular component: nucleus; cyclin-dependent protein kinase holoenzyme complex. The record is from RefSeq and is a predicted model, not a curated record. The transcript has 9 exons. Gene Ontology annotation, biological process: positive regulation of transcription elongation by RNA polymerase II; protein phosphorylation. Lineage: Eukaryota; Viridiplantae; Streptophyta; Magnoliopsida; Asparagales; Orchidaceae.